AUGUUGACUUUGAGGAGACAAUACACCGUAGUCAGGCCGCAGUACUCUGAGGACACCUUUGCUGAGGAUCAUGAGAAAGUCUCCAGGCUGCACAAAACCCCCCUGGACCAUGUGAAGGAGUAUUCGACGUACGUGGAGCGAAUCUUCAUUGUAGAACUUUAUCCGUCUUGAUGAGUUACACUCUUAAAACUUAAGCAAAUCAAGCGUCUGAUCAUGUUGGAAACUUGAUCAAAUGAAAUUAGAUGAAAAUUUCUGUUUUUUGUUAAAUCCAGCUGUAACUCGAAACGCGCCAAGAACGUGGCGCUCUCUCUUCUGCCCAUCAUCGGUUGGAUGAGGAUCUACAGGAUCAGAGAGUGGCUGCUUGGUGAUGUGGUCUCCGGGAUCAGCACUGGACUGGUGGCCAUCAUGCAAGGUGAGGCCUGAGAGUGAAGAAAAACGAUGUACAUGUCACUGAAGUGAAUGGAAGUAGUUUUUUUAACACUAAUAAGAAUCACGUGAAGUCACAGUCCUCUCUUCAUCUGCAUUUAGCUGAAUAUUGUGCAUGCAACUCGCUCACUGUGUGUUUCCAUAUGAAGUGCAUGCAAUAAUAUCAUCCUGACCUACACACAGGAUAGUCUAUGAUAGUCUCAGACUGUGAAUUGUCACUUUUGAGCUUGUAAACCACGUCUGCGCAGAGAGAAAAGUCAAACUCAAAGCUGUUUAUCGGCUGUCAUUUUAAUCACAGGUGUAAAUAUAUUCAACAUUUAAUGUUAAGGCUAAUAUUGUUUUCUUCAUGUUGAAUAAAACAUAUUUAUACCCAACUAAAAAUAAUAAUAUUGAUUCUAACAAUUUAGAUUUACCUCUCUACGUUCAGAAUCUGUUUUUUGCCGAACGUUUUUACAGAUACAAAGAAUGUUUGUCUUUUGUUGCUAAAAUGAUAAGCACACAAUAACAAUAGUAUAAAAAUAAACGUAUAUAUACAACGUAAGUAAACGUAAGUAUAAAGAGCUUUUUACAGCAGUACCUUUGAUCUUUAAUAGAAAAUGCAAGUAUUUAAAAAUGAAAACUAUAUAAACACAAUCUGGAUAAAAUCUACACUAAACUGAGCUGCAGGAGGUGUAAACUUUAGAUUUAACAGCAACAUUAUCUUUAAGAUUCACGAAUAAUUCUCUGAAUGUGAUAAAAAAAAAAAUCACUUGAAAUUUAAAACCCUUUUUAAGUGUUUUAGGAUCAAAUGUGGAGAAAUGUUUGCUAUUUUCAGAGCUGCAACUUCACAAUUAAUAAGUCUGACUUUUCUUUGAACGCCAACUUCAACACUGUUCGCAAGCAAGAGACCGACUAUUUAAAGUCUGACAAUUAAAAGGUUUUAAAUGAUUUUUAUUUUAAAAUGUGUGUCUCUUAUUUUUCCCCCAAAGUGGAUCUCUAUUUCAGCUUUCCUUCUCUUCGCUUUCAGUUUAAAAUUUUUUUUUAAAUUUUUUAUUUGAUAUUUACCCAACAAUAAAUCCUGACAAUAUGCGGUCCUAAAGUUAGAAUUCAUGUUCCCAUAAAGUCAUAAAAAUCUUCCUAAAACUUUUAAGAGUUUUUCAGCGUCAGAGUUCAGCCAAACUUCUGAAGUUUAUAGUCAUCACAAGACACGUUUUUGACACAGACUGAGGGCACAUUCAGAUUUUAAGAGCCGCAGUGAACACAAAGUGAGCGUCUCUUUAUUCAUUUUUACCAUAAAAUCUCUUUUUAUUUGAUCAACUUUUGGAUUUUUUAUUUGCAGUUUGAAACAGAAAAGUUUGAUAGGAAAGCUCAACAUUCAGCUCAGCCUUUAACCUUCUUUUUAUGAACUCUUAGAUCACAAGAUUUGCAUGACCUCCAUUAUUGCCUUACACUAUAAAAAGGUGAUUCAUAGCUUGUAAAAGCAGUCAUCAAAUCUGCAUUUUAAAGUACCGCUGGAUCACAGUGACAUUUUGCACUUUUUUGAUAUUGUCCCUCCUGCUACAGCUUAGAAAAAAAAAGCUUAAAUAAACUGCAAAGUUCUGAGGGAUUUUGGAGCAUCAAAUAGAGAAUUUGAGAGUUCAUGUCAAUAUAUUCGGUGUCAAAAAAAUAAAUCAAAGUUGGUUUUGGAUGUGUGUAGGUAGGCUGUGGUAGCAUGUCCCUUUAAGACACUGUCCUAUGUCAGAGAAGUGACUCCAUCCCAUCCAGUCCGUAACAAAGAGGGAAAGACAGGUGAGGAGAUGGAGGACGGAGAGAAAGUUGUAGCGGCUGAAGUAAACGAAGUUAAUGUGGGAGGGGGUGAGCAGCUUGUGGAGUAGUUAUAGUCCAUUUAUCGUUAUCAAGGGGAACUGAUCAAUACAUCGUGAUAUUGAUUUGAGGCCAUAUCGUCCAGCCCUAGCUCCAAAUACAGACAAUACAUUUACUACUAACAGCAUCGUACCCUCAAAGAAAGCUUUUUUAAAGUUUGUUCUGAUUUAACUUAUUGAGUUUGUGGGUUAACUUUUAGAAACUUUUGUUUUGUUCAUAUGUUGCUUGGUAACAUAUAUAAUAGGCCUCUCAAAAAUCCAAAACACACAGUCCAACUUUUAAGAUAAGAUAAAACAAGAUAAAUUUACUGUGUCUGUCCCAAUGGAGGACCAAUACGUAUAAUUUCAUGCCAAGAAGUUUGGGAUUUAAGGAGGCAGCUUAUCAAUAAGGGUCAUGAAAAUACAUAAAUACUAAUGUUUGGGCCAAUAUAGGAGACUGUGCCGAGUGUCAAAUCUGUCACCAGAUUUCUAUCAUCUAUAAAAUCCUCUUUCACUGUGCCUCCCCUCAGGACUUGCCUUCUCUCUGCUGGCCUCGCUGCCUCCGAGCUAUGGCCUCUUCACGGCCUUCUUCCCCGUACUGACAUACUUCUUUCUCGGUACUUCCAGACACAUCUCUGUCGGUAAGUCCCAGAAUGCUCUGUUAAUCUUCAUUUAUCAGCUGGAUGGUAAAGGAUGUGAUUUUACUUUCACUUUCUAUAUCAGGAUCCUUCCCAGUCCUCAGCCUGAUGGUGGGGGCAGUCGUGACCCGUCUGGUCCCAGAGGACGGACCAUCAGCCAACAUCACCGCCUUUGAAAAUCUGACCCUGGAUGAGAAGAGGGUCGUGGUGGCCUCCUCUCUGACCUUCCUCAUGGGGAUUUUCCAGGUUGAUGAAGAACUAGACUACAUCAUAUCUAGGCCUGGACGAUAUAGAAAAAAAGCAUAUCGAUAAAAAAUAAAUCAUAUUGAUCGAUAUCGAUAAUUAUCGAUAUAAUUAUUAUAGUUAUUUAACAUAUAUUUUAAUUGCAGCCCUGGAUGUUUUAUGCUAUUGCUUAAUGACCUACUUUUAAUAAAGAACACACAAGCACUGAAUUCAAAUUCAAACCUUUAUUCAACCACCUUUUUUAUUUUACCACAACUGAAAGUUUUUUAAAAAAGAACUAAAAAAAAAAAGAAAUCAACUUAAGGGGCCUGAGUGACGUCAGUAAAUACUGACAAACAUAAAGACUAAAGUGACCAGAAAAUCUGAUAAAUAAAUAUUUAAAUAGUCUUUUGAUGAAAAUAAACAAAACAAACAAAUAUAUAAAUAAACAGAAUAGCUUUAGGUGGGAAUAGCAUACUACCAGUUUUAACUGUGUGAGAAACUGCCCACAGCCUGGUGUCUGAACACUGAAAUAUUUCUCCCGGGGCCGGGAGAUUUAUUUUUUUAAUUAUCAUGUGAUUGACUUGAUACGCAAACUGAGCACGAGAAGCAGGACUUAUCCACGCCGGUGUUGUGUCGUAGAAUGCACCCCUGCCGAAUGCACCCCCUGCUAGUAGCCAUGAUCCAAAUACUCGCGUCUUUGUAAAAUAUGAGCUCAUUUUCUUCCACUUUAAGAAGCUAAUGAGUGGACGGGAUGCAUUCUUCUCACCUUUUCAACCCCUGACCCAUUUUCAUGCCUGAAGCGCUGUGUUUGAGAAAUACUUGCGGCCGGGCACUUCAUAUCGCGGGUCGAGAGUGGCUAGAAGCUGGUCGAAGCCAGGCUUUUCAACGGUAGUUAUUGGCAGUAUGUCCCUCGCUAUGAAGCAUGUUACUGCAUGGGUGAUGUCCUUAUGCCGCUCGGACGCUUUGUCGUAUUUUGGCAAGAAACGAAGUCCAGUUUGGUCUGCUUCACAUGCUUUGUGCUGGUGCUGGCAGCGGUUCCAGAGGAUUCCUCCUCCGACGACGUGGAGCCGCGGCGCGGCCGACACAGCUCGUACUCCUGCGGGUGCGACCGGUUUAGAUGGUAAAACAAGUUGGUUGUGUUACCAGACUUGGUUUUUACCAAUUCUCUGCAAAUUUUGCAAACGACCGCUGUUCGCUUUUUGUCAGACUUCUAAAAACCAAAACAUUGCCAUGCUGGUGAACUACUGACAAUGUCCUCCGCUUCUCCUUGCUGUAUCAUUUUUUCUAAUACACGUGCUGUCUGUUGUGGUUUGAUAGGGGCUGGGCUUGGUGCCGUAGCGUACCUGGGUCUGCGUUUGUGAUUGGUUGGGAGGAAGUAAUGACUGUAGUAAAAGCUACAUGAUAGGCUAUGAUGAAAAAGAAAGGGAAACUGUGUUUUUCUAUCGAACUUUUUAUCGACCCGUUUUUUUUCUAUCGCAGCACACGUCUAUCGAUCGAUAUAUAUUGUUAUCGAAGAACUAGACUACAUCAUAUCAUUCUAAACCACAAGAACAGGUUUUCAAACUUCUUUUCCUCUCCAUGUUCCAGCUUGCCAUGGGUCUCCUGCAGGUGGGCUUCAUUGUGGUUUACCUGUCCGACACUCUGGUCUCCGGCUUCACCACAGCAGCAGCUGUCCAUAUUCUGGUGUCUCAGCUCAAGUUUGUGUUGGGGUUGGAGGUUCCAGGAAUCAGCGGUCCCCUCUCCAUCAUAUAUGUACGUACAGCAUGUCCACUUGGUCAGGCUUGGAACUCAUGGAUUCAGCGUCCAUGAAGUCUGACAUGUCUGGGUCAUGUUUAUUAACAGUUUCUUCUUUGUUUGGUACAUUUUAAGUGUGUUUUCGCAGAUACAGCGACAAACUUUGGUCACAGACAGUUUAUGGAGGUGAUUUUCAGCCCAUGCGGUGACCUCCACUAUAGAGUCAUGUCUGUUUUUAAUGCCAGUCUUGGUUUUGGUCCUUGUCAAGGAAAGAGGAUUAGGGCCACAAGAAAAGAAAAAAACAACUACAGAAUAGAAUUUCAAUUUCAAGAUCAAAGUCGAAAUUUUAAAAGUCAAAAUGUCGACUUUAGGUCUCAAAAUUUUGACUCAAAUCUCAAAAUUUCAACAUUAUUCAUGACAUUUUGUAAUCUCAAAAUUUCUACUUUAAUCUUUAAUCACGAAAUUUUAACUAAGACAAAAUUUUGACUUUUUUAUCUCAAAAUUUAGACUUGAAUCUCCUCCCUGAAAUUAUUUUUUUCCCUCCAUGUGGCCCUAAUCCACUUUCAUGCUUGUCUCUUCUGUUUGGCGUUUUUUGUAAUCUGUUUUGUCCACCGGCCGACAUCAAAUUCAAGAUAAAAAAUAUAGUGGUUAUAUGAUUUGAAAACCACCAUCUUACUCUGUUUUUAAACAGUUUUUACAACAUCCAAACUUCUUGUUGUUGUGGUUUUAUAACUUGUUAUCAUGCGUGAAAUCAAAAAGCCUAACUGAAUGUGUCACACUAAGCAAUUACAUUUUAUUUUAUGGUCUUUUUAUUUUUUCCGUAUCAACGUAACGUGAUCAUCUUGGAGUUUUGCCGUUUUGAAGUGUGACUGGAUCAGACUCGCUGAUGAAGUUGUGUUUGUGUCCUCUGUACAGACUCUGGAGAAGAACUUUGUCCAGAUCUCCUCCACCAACAUCUGUGACCUGGUGAUGUCCAUUAUCAUCAUGGUGGUGGUGUUCAUCGUGAAGGAGCUGAACGACAGAUAUAAAGCCAGACUGCCUGUUCCUAUUCCUAUAGAGGUCGUCAUGGUGAGAGAAACAAUCAGAUGAUGUUCCUCCUGUCCAAUAUACCUACUUUAUAUUUACUCUGGACACCUAAAAAAACAAUAAAGAAGUGGUUUUUUUGUUAUGGUGAGUUUCCUUUAAAUAAAAAUCACCAAACAAGCUCCUGUUGCAUUGUCCCAGACUGAACACAGGAGAAACAGUUAGCAUCAUGCAUGGCUCUGUUUUAUUAUUAGUGCGUGUAUGUCCUCAGUGUUAAUCUGCAUCGAGCACAUUUAAGUUUAAACUAAAAUAGAUAAAAAUAAAAAUGAACACUAAAAGCAGGUUUAAUAACUUGAAUAUGUCUGUUUUUUAUUACAGACUAUCAUUGCGUGUGGAGUGUCGUACGGUUUCAACUUUGAGGAGAGAUUUGGAGUUGAGAUCGUCGGUAAAAUGGUUAGCGGGUAAGUUUCUCAGCAGGUAAAAAACAAAUAAUCAAUAUGAAUAUUGUAUUUAACACAAGAAGAAUGAGAGAGAGAAACAUGCUGAUAUUUUUACAGAAAAGCGAUUAAAGCUGACUCAUUUACCGUCUUGUUGCACAACAAGCCCUUAAAUGAGCUACACCUUUGUUUCUAGCCAGCCUUUAACUUGAGCCUGAGCUGUAAAAGACUUUAUAAGCAGAGUUUAUAUGAUUUCAGUUGGUUAUGUGUCAGAGUUUAUGGAAAAAUCUUAUCAUGUGUUUUCAAAUACAAACUUAACAUGAAAAGCUGCAGUUAAAUCAGCUGUCUUGUAAAUUUAGAGGAGGAAGUGACAGUGCAAAAUUCCAGGGAAGUCAAGCGAAAGUGCCUUAGAAUCCCAUUAUACCCAUUAUAAUCCAGUAUACUCUGUGAUUAUCUCCUAAGCGUUGAUUAGCUAUCACUUUAUAAGCAGAGUUUAUAUGAUUUCAGUUGGUUAUGUGUCAGAGUUUAUGGAAAAAUCUUAUGUGUUUUCAAAUACAAACUUAACAUGAAAAGCUGCAGUUAAAUCAGCUGUCUUGUAAAUUUAGAGGAGGAAGUGACAGUGCAAAAUUCCAGUGAAGUCAAGCGAAAGUGCCUUAGAAUCUCAUUAUAAUCCAGUAUACUCAGUGAUUAUCUCCUAAGCGUUGAUUAGCUAUUUGUUUCAGUGAAAAACUCUUUCUACUACUCAGGCGCUUUAUCUAAGCUGGAAGAUUUCUCUGCCUCCAGCCACGUUUACAUCUGCAAAGGUUGUACUGUGCCUGCAGAUGUGACAUCAUUACGCUGUACCGACCUCGAUAAAUAAACCAAAGGCUUAAGAGCGAAGAUUGAGUCAGGUUAGAGAGUCACGAUCAGAAUAAGUGUCUACAUCGACAUGUUUCGGAAUAAAGAUCAGAAGCAUUUGUACAUGUGCAAUUUCUCUCCAAUUGAGCCAAAUUGGAUCAGAGUUGUAUUUACACCGACAUGUUUAUAUGGCUGAUUUUUAUUCCGAUUGCACCUUUAUUCCAAUUUUUUGUGCCCAUGUAAACGCAGCUUCUGCCUUGCGAAUACCAUCAAACUUCCAGGCCCCGCACCCACCUGCAGCUUUUACUUAAAACUGCUCAAUUUAACCCAAUUAUCUCGCAGGUACGAGUCUCCCAUAGCGCCCAGUGUCGAGGUCUUUCAAGAGGGUGCAGUGGAGGCCUUCCCCAUAGCGAUUGUCGGCUUUGCUGUCGCCUUCUCUGUGGCCAAAGUCUACUCCAUCAAACAUGAUUACACCAUCGAUGGAAACCAGGUGAGUUAUAGACUUUUUAUUUUCACCCUCUCCAACCCUGACUGUCUACAAUAAAAGAAUGAGAGUUUUAAAAUAAAGGUAUAAAGUUUAAUUCCUCAUUGCUUUUAUCUCAAAGCUGCACGUGAACGUUCAUGUGAGGAAAACAUGAAUCAAGUCUUUUGUUGCAGUAAAAGGAAACAUGAUUUUUUUAUUUGUACCUUAGGAACUGAUCGCAUUUGGAGUCAGCAACAUGUUUGGUGCAACCUUUAGGUCGUUUGCAGCCAGCACAGCUCUCUCCAGGUCGGCCGUGCAGGAGAGCUCAGGGGGGAGGACACAGGUGGGUCUCUCCUAAACACAUUCAAACAGAUUUACAGUCAAGUUAUUUUACAGUCUGCUGAAAUCAAACAUUAACCUCUUAUAUGAACGCAGAUUGCAGGGUUGAUCUCCGCUUUAAUGGCGAUGAUCGUAACUUUGGCGCUCGGAUUCCUGUUGGAGCCGCUUCCCAGGGUGAGAUCUUUAUUGUUUGCUCUUUAUACAGAGAGAAAUACACUUCAUACUGACAGAUAAAGCCAAGCAUGGUUUGGUUUACAGCAGGGAUGGGCGACUGGAGACCAGUUGGCUGCAUGUGCCCCCUACAGUUACAGUUUGACCCUCUGAAAAUGUGGUCUACUUGGUCUCCUAAAUCACCCAUCUUUGGUCUACGAACAUGUCUACUCAUUCAUGCCUUUUAUUCAUCAUCUCAGUCCGUCCUGGGUGCUCUGGUCAUCGUCAACCUGAAAGGCAUGCUGAUGCAGUUCAGAGAGAUCCCGUACCUGUGGAAGAGAGACAAAACCGAAUGUGUAGGUGGUCUAGACUUCUUCUUGUUCACCGCCUGGACUUAGAUCUGUCAGUUCUCGCUCAGAGAUUGAUCCCAGGUGUUUGUCUGCAGGUGGUCUGGUUGGGAACCUGUAUCAGUGCCAUCUUUCUGGGACUGGAUCUCGGUCUGGCGGUAGGCUUGGGGAUCGAGCUGCUCACCGUGGUCUUCAGGACUCAAUUGUAAAGUCACAGUUCCUCCCAUGUCCUCUCAAUCCUGAAUACUGAUUUUAAAAGUUGUGAUGAUUUUAGUGAUUAGUCAGAUGGAUUAAAAGGUCAUGCCUCAAUAUCAGAGUCUUCCUCUCACACACAUCAUCAUCCACAUCAUCCUUGUCUCUGUAGCCCUCGCUGUUCAGUCCUGGGCAACAUCUCAGGGACGGACCUCUACAGAGACCGCAAAGACUAUGUCGACGUGAGUGCGCCCUCUUUCAGAGUGGUGUACAGAUUACCGCCUGAGUCACAUUGAUCCUUACAUUGUGUUUUUCUUCUCAGCUGUAUGAGCCACAGGGAGUGAAAAUCUUCAGGAUACCAUCGCCUAUCUUCUUCGCUAACAUUGAUUUCUUCAAGGACAAGCUUAUAGAAGCUGUAUGUACGACAACAGACAGUUUUCUUCUUUAGUUUGACUAUUUUAGACGAUAAAUGUGCCUGAAAAUCAUGAAAACACUCGCUCAUCACAGGUUGGCUUUAAUCCUCUGAGAGUUUUACGGAAAAGGAACAAAGCUCUCAGGAAAAUCCGGGCCUUGCUGCAGAAUAGGGACGUGGACAGUACGGAGGUGAGACUUUGAGAGAAUGAGCUCCAUCAGUUUAUGAUUUAGAGUCUUCAAAUCUUAACUCUUGUUUUCCUGAAUCCCUCAAUCAGAAAGGUCUGGAGGAUUUGUUUCCCCACAUGACCAGCGAGUCUCACACGAAUGAGAUGAAUCUGCCCUCCGACCUCAAAGACCUGCCCUUGAAAAUUUGCUGGAGAUCUGCAGAGCUUCCCUCAAACAUCAGUGUUCCCAGGGUGGACAUCCACAGCCUGAUCCUGGACUUCUCUGCCGUCUCCUUCCUGGACAUCUCGGCUCUGAAGGGACUUAAAACGGUAAAAAUCACUUCAGCUUCACACAGAAGAAGAACUUGUAAGUGACAGUCAGUAUUCUGGUACAAUGUAAACCAGAAAGCCUCCUUCGAUCAGCUGUAAUGACACCUCGUUAUCAACUUUGUUUCAAGAAAAUUGACCAAUCAAAAGCAAAUAAAAACUUUUUUUUCCGCAGAUGCUCAAAGAGUUCAUCCAUGUUGACGUGGACGUUUACAUCGCCUCCUGUGACCGUGAGUUUCAUCAGUUUGGUUACACCGGACAUCUUUUGUGUAAUGAUGGAAAACCUUCAUAACACGCUCCUCUUGUGCUUACAGCAUAUAUCCAGGAGAAACUACACAGCUGUAUGUUCUUCGACGAAGAGAUUCAGACCUCCAUGUUUUUCCCAACUAUUCAUGACACGAUGCUACACGUGCUGGAGAAACACAACGGCGUAGAUAAAGGACUUGUGGUAAGACCGUUGCCUCUCAACUCCACACCCAUCUGACCCACAAUAGCCUCUACGAACAGUUCCAGUCCGAUUUCCGUCCCCUCCAUAGCACUGAAACAGCCCUCAUCAAGAUCAUCAACGACCUCCUCAUGGCGGCUGACUCCGGUUUAAUCUCCAUCCUCAUCCUCCUUGAUCUGAGUGCGGCCUUUGAUACCAUCUCUCAUCCCAUCCUCCUCCAUAGGCAUCUCUCACACCCCCCUUCUCUGGUUUCACUCAUACCUCACUGGCCGCACUCAGUUCAUCCAACUCAAAUCCUUCACCUCACAGCCCUCCCCCGUCACUUCAGGUGUGCCCCAGGGUUCUGUCCUCAGGCCCCUCCUCUUCAUUAUCUAUCUCCUUCCCCUUGGCAGCAUCUUCCGCAAAUUUGGUAUCCACUUUCAUUGCUUCGCGGAUGACACCCAGCUCUACCUCUCCAGUAAGCCCGAUGCCUCUCUUCCACCCUCCUCCCUCACCCACUGCCUCUCAAAAAUUAAAUCCUGGUUCGCAUCAAACUUCCUCAAACUCAGCUCCGAUAAAACAGAACUCCUCCUGGUAGGUACCAAGUCCACUCUCUCCAAAACUGACAGUUUCUCCCUCACCAUAGACAACUCCACAGUGUCCCCUUCCCCUCAGGUUAAGAGUCUGGGUGUCAUCCUCGACAGCUCACUAUCUUUCCACUCCCACAUCAGUAACAUCACCCGGUCUGCAUACUUCCACCUACGAAACAUCAACCGUCUCCGCCCAUCACUCACUCCUCACACCACAGCUAUCCUAGUCCACAGUCUUGACAGUGACAGUCACAGUCACCUCCCUUAUUGAUUAUUGCAACUCACUCCUCCUCGGUGCCCCUCACAAAUCCCUCCAUAAACUUCAACUUGUCCAAAACUCUGCAGCCCGUAUCAUCAUCAGAACCCUCUCCUUUCACCACAUCACCCCUGUCCUUCAGCAGCUUCACUGGCUUCCUAUCCGGUCCAGAAUCCACGACAAAAUCAUACUGUACACUUUCAAGGCCAUUCAUAACCUUGCCCCCCCUUACCUCUCCGAUCUCCUCCACGUCGCCACCCCCUCACGCUCCCUCAGAUCCUCCUCCUCCCUCCACCUUUCUGUCCCCUCUGCCCGGCUCAGCACCAUGGGGAGCAGGGCUUUCAGUCGCUCUGCCCCCAAACUCUGGAACUCUCUCCCCCCGGAUCUCAGAAACAUGGACUCAAAACACAUCUAUUCCAAAUUGCAUAUUCCCUUUAACUGUCCAUCUUAAUACCUGUAUGUUGUUUUUAUUUAUUUUAACUGUGUUUUAACUGUGUUCUUAAUGCCCUGUACAGUGUCCUUGGGUGUCCAGAAAGGUGCUUUUAAAUAAAAUGUAUUAUUAUUAAGACCAGAAUCUUUUUAUACCAGGCGUCUCCUGGUACCAGUGCACGCUUUGUGAGACUAAUGUGCUCUUCUUUAUGUACGUUUAUCUUGUUCCAUCCACAUGAUUUCCAAACUGUUUGGUUUGUUAAAAAUAUCUAAAAUGGCAACAUGAGGCAGAAAUUUAUACUGAAAAUAAAUAUUUACAUAUGUUAUUGCUAUUAUAGUUAGCCCUAUAAUAGAAAUAUUACUAAUAAAACGUACAUGGAAUGAUUAAUGUUUUAUAUAAAUGAUUUAAUAUAACUGCCUAUUGCUCUACCUAUCUGCUUAAUGGUUAUUUAUGAAAAUCCAUGGUUAAGAUUAUUCUUGAGUUUGCAGGAACAUAACUAAAGCUCUGAAGUUUGUUACAAACCAAAUCGUUUGAAAAUCGGUUUAAAUUAAUUAAUCAAUCAACUUUACUUCUAUAUCACAUUUAGAAGAACAAUGGGGGUGGCCAAAGUGCUGUACAUUGCGACAUAAAAACAAGUAAAACAAGCAAAGAACAAGAUAAAGCGAGCAAAAAUACAUAAAGGCAAUAAAUAAAUAUAUGAAUAAGCAGGCUCACGGCAAGUGCUAAGCUGAUAACAAACAAAAUAACACUAAAAUGUAUUAAAGCCAAGGAAUAAAGGUGCGUUAUCAACGGUUAUUUAAAUGCUACAUGCACCAUAGACUGUAAUGUCAGGAGUGGGCGAGCGUCCCGUAGCAAAAUGGCCGCCAUGCGCGGACGUCGAUCUCCGAAUAUAUCUAUGGCGACAGCACCCACUUGUCAGGGGUGGUGGUCGCUGCACCCAAAAAGUACAAACCUACCCACGAGAAAAGAAAGGAAAACCUCCCCGACUAUGAGCUCAGCGGUAAACUAAAGGUGAACCAGUAUCGGCGGUGCUUACCGUCUUCUAGCCCGUUCUUCGGCUCGCAUGAGCCGCCAGCUCCGUCCGGUGAUUCCGUUCAGGGUUUUAAGGUGGUGGCGGAGAGGUGGUGUGAACGAUUGUGGAUAAAUAAAAACACGCGGGCACAUCUCUAG
Xyrichtys novacula (pearly razorfish) is the source of this 12406-nucleotide messenger RNA. Lineage: Eukaryota; Metazoa; Chordata; Actinopteri; Labriformes; Labridae. The record is from the annotation of a GenBank genome assembly.